Molecule: messenger RNA, 1560 nt
Organism: Spodoptera littoralis (African cotton leafworm)
Lineage: Eukaryota; Metazoa; Arthropoda; Insecta; Lepidoptera; Noctuidae
Source: the annotation of a GenBank genome assembly
UAUAAAACAGACGGCGUCCCUCCCACUUACAUCACACGCUGGCUAGCAGCUGCCUACAGCUCACGCACGUCGCUCGCUACCCGCGCUCCAAUUGUUCUAUCGUUCACUCGUGUUUGCGCCUUCUACGCACACACUCGUACGCCAUGACCGUCACCAGCAAGAUGAACAGUGUCUCCCGCCAGUCGGUGCUGAGUCGCCUCGGCCCUGGCGGGCUACUCUACGCUGCCAAUAAGAUAUUAGCGGUCGCAGUGCCUGGUAAAGAGGAGGAACGCUGGCGCAGCAAGGAUGAAGGUGCGCUGUUCAAACGUUGGCGGCGCACCCCGUCUACUGUUGAAGCACCCGCCUCUACUCCGGCUCCCGCUACACCCACCCCUCAACCCUCGGAGCUACUCAAAUUCUUAGCUAUUAAUGCUUUGGAAUUAUCAGCACCCGCAUCUGAUGCGUUGCUGAAAUCUCGCUCGUCGGAGUGGUUCCAGUUAGCUGGCCACCCCGGCUCCCUGGCGCCCGCAGGCCCUGGCACCGUAUGGAAGCGCCGCGCUGCUGGCGACCACCCCGCGCACAACCCUGAGCGGGACGCAUAUGAAGCACUCGCUGCCUGCCCCCACAUGCGCUCUGCUAUCCCGCGCUACUACCGUGAACUGGAAUAUGGUGGUGAACGUUUCAUUGAACUGCAAGAUUUACUGCACGGCUUCAGAGACCCCCAUGUUAUGGAUGUCAAGAUGGGCACCCGCACUUUCCUUGAAGAUGAAGUAAGCAACGCUCGUGCUCGUACGGAUCUGUACGAAAAGAUGGUGCGUUUGGACCCGAAAGCUCCCACCGAAGCAGAGCACGCGGCUCGCGCUGUAACCAAACUACGUUACAUGCAGUUCCGUGAACAGCGAUCCUCUUCCGCCGAGCAAGGAUUUAGAAUUGAAGCUGUGAAGGUCCCAGGAGAGCCACCCCUCACUGACCUGCAAAAAAUUCGCGAACCUCAUCAAAUUGCCAACACCGUUGCAAGGUUCCUGGGUAACAAUGAAAAGGCGCGUCGAUCUAUCAUCACUCGCCUUCGUGAAAUCAGAGAUCUUUUUGAAAAUUCUGAUUUCUUCAAAACUCAUGAAAUUGUCGGCAGCAGUAUAUUCAUCAUAUAUGACGAUGAACGUGUUGGAGCCUGGCUGAUCGACUUUGCUAAAACUAGAAGUGUACCCGAAGGUCUACAGGUAGACCAUCGUGCAGAGUGGCAACAAGGAAAUCACGAAGAAGGUUUUCUUUAUGGUUUGGAUAGACUCAUAGACACUAUAGAAAGGGCAAAACUUCCGACGCCGGGCGACGAAGCAGCGACGGAACCGGAUGUAUCACGUUGAACACAAUCUGGCGAGAGACCCUGGACUCGCCCCUCGGUCAUUGUCACCGUUCGCCUGGCCUUGCGCCCCGUACCGCUCCACUAGCGCCCGACUUGACGCACGGAGAGAUGUAUCAUAAAAACUAUGUAUAUUUUGCAUAUGAAAGAGAAUUGCGAUUAAUCGCUUGUUUCGAUCUAGUCCUUAAUUAUUUAAAUAAACACGUCAUGAUUAUUUUAUAAAA